UUAGUCUCGCUCGAGCCACCGUGCGGGUAGGUCGUGUACUUCUCUGGCUUGUUUCCCGCGAAAAUUUACGUAUUUCAAAUCCGAUUUGCAAAUAAUAUCGGGUUUGUCGUAUAUUGCUUGUGAGUUUUAUGUUGUUGGAGUGUUGAGCCUGUUUGUGUUUCGUGAACGAUUUUGUUUAUUAUUUUUUGAGGAUUUUGGUUGCAAUACCGGCUUUUUAAACGUAACAGUGCAACUAAUGCCUUCAUUCUCAUCGUGGCGCAUGAAACGGUGAGCGCGCUGGCGUGGUACGGCGGCGGCAUGCAGGCCGGCGGGUGGUUCCUGCCAUGGAGCAUGGGCAUGGGCAUGAAGCAGUAUGCCGUGGCGCUGCCGAUGGGCGGCGUGGUGCCGCUCGUGCCGCCACUGCUGGCCGCGAUGCCGCCGCAGCCGCCGCAGAUGCGGCUCAUCGCCCCGCCGCCGCUGCCGCUUCAACAGCCCUGCAGAAAGGGAGAAAAGGACAGCGGCAAAAACUGCAUACUGUCGUGCGAAAAGAGGAAGGCGGAUGACACAGACAUUAACAAAGACUUGAAAAAGGCAAAGCUAGAGACCAAGGCGCUAAAGGCGAAGAGGCCGGGAUUCACGGACGACCGUUACAACGAGACUUCUUAUUACAUCGAAAAUGGCCUCAGAAAAGUAUACCCCUACUACUUCACAUUCACCACAUUCACAAAAGGCCGGUGGGUUGGCGAGAAAAUUCUGGACGUGUUCGCGCGCGAAUUCCGCGCGCACCCCGCGGCGGAGUAUGAACGGUGCAUCCGAGCAGGGACGUUGACGGUCAACUAUGAGAGGGUGGAUCCCGAUUAUAGGCUGAAGCAUAAUGAUCUGCUCGCUAAUGUUGUGCAUAGGCACGAAGUACCGGUGACCAGCCAACCGAUCACCCUCGUACAUAUCGACGAGGAUAUCGUGGUCGUCAACAAACCGGCCUCUAUCCCCGUGCAUCCGUGCGGGCGAUACCGACACAAUACGGUCGUAUUCAUUCUGGCCAAGGAAUAUAACUUGAAGAAUCUGAGGACCAUACAUAGACUGGACAGGCUAACAUCAGGAUUGCUCUUAUUCGGCCGGAGUCCGAAGAAGGCGAGACAAAUGGAGCAUCAGAUAAGGAACAGACAGGUGCAAAAGGAGUACGUCUGCCGAGUCGACGGCGAGUUCCCUGAGGAGGAGAUAGAAUGUCUAGAGGCGAUAGAAGUAGUGAGCUACAAGAUUGGCGUCUGCAAGGUUUCGGCAAAGGGCAAGGACUGUUCAACGGUGUUCAAGCGGCUCGGCUACAACACCCGUAGCAACACCAGCGUGGUGCUGUGCAAGCCGAAGACUGGACGGAUGCACCAGAUCAGGGUGCACUUGCAAUAUCUAGGUUACCCCGUAGUGAACGACCCCCUCUACAACCACCCAGUCUUCGGCCCUCUCCGUGGCAAGGGGGGUGACACCGGUGGUAAAACAGACGAGCAGCUGGUUCGCGACCUCAUCGCCAUCCACAACGCGGAGAACUGGCUUGGGGUUGAUGCGGCUGAUGACGACAUGCUGUUUUCGAAACCAGUGCGUGAUGAUAAAGGUGUUGAAGAUGACUGCGACACUGGCCCAACCUCCAGAGAGUCGUCUCCAAGACUGGAGUCCCCAGCGCCAGGAGUGACACCUUCCACCGUCAUGACGCCGACCCUCCCAAGCCCUUCGAGUGCAGCAGAGGCGCCCUUGGACGCGUCACCGGCUGUCUGCAGCCUCGCGCCCUCGCCUACGCCCUCGGCAGCUAUGAACGAUGACUCCAGUGAUGCCAAGUCGGAUAAAGUGACAGUGGCAACGCAGACGGGCUGCGCGGCCACCGCGACGAGUUCCGUCAGUUCAGCCAGCAGUUCUACGGACACGCUGUCUGCCGACCCGCACUGCUACGAGUGCCGAGUCCGCUACCGUGACCCGAGGCCCAGGGACCUGGUCAUGUAUCUGCACGCAUGGAAAUACAAGGGACCCGGCUGGGAGUACGAGACGGAGCUGCCACAGUGGGCGAGCGUGGAAUGGGACGAGCCGGAGAACUCAUAGUCACAAGAACUGACACCACUGCGGAGGCGCCUCGCCUGUUCACUCUACAUCAACCACAGACCGCGCAAAUUUAAAGACUAAAUCAAGGUCAAUAUGGAUAAGACCGUUUUGGGGGAAGACCGUCCA
Messenger RNA from Cydia splendana, 2190 nucleotides. Its product is annotated as pseudouridylate synthase RPUSD2-like. Gene Ontology annotation, biological process: enzyme-directed rRNA pseudouridine synthesis. The record is from RefSeq and is a predicted model, not a curated record. Bases 298 to 2064 code for a protein of 588 amino acids. The transcript has 14 exons. Gene Ontology annotation, molecular function: RNA binding; pseudouridine synthase activity. NCBI's taxonomy places the organism in Eukaryota, Metazoa, Arthropoda, Insecta, Lepidoptera, Tortricidae.